AUGGAGAGUUUUCGGGCAAGUCUGGGGCACCUCACUGCCACUGGGAUGAGAGCCCGUGUUUACUGUGAAGACUUUCUGUUCCCAAAGGUGCACAGAGCUAUGGCAGAGCUGUGGUGGAUUUACUCCAAGCCUGUCCCAGCAGAUGGCAGAGAGCUAUGGGCCUUGUUUCUGCAGUGUUCCUGCAUUACAGUAGUGAUGGGAGGCCUUUUUUACAGCUGGAUGUUUGCUUCCCUGGAGUACUCCUGGCACCUCUCCAUCGCCAUGGCUGUCUCCUUCAGUCUGCUCCUUCUCCUGACUCUCUUUGUAGUGCAUCCUGCCCGCUGUGUCUUCAGCAUGAUCAUGCCCACAUUAGGAACCAAACAGGGCAGGAAGCUUCUCUUCUCCACCUGCUUCAUGAUUGCAGUGGUGAACAUAACACCCAACAUCAUCAGCAACAUUAAAACCAUACUGCAGGUUAUUAAGUGCAUCUGCAAGAACUCCUCUGACAGCCUUCUGAACUCAACUGCCCUGCUAGAGACAGUUUCCUGGGAGUUUGGGGAUGCAAUCCAAGAAACCAUUCAUUCCAUUUAUAAGCCUAUGAAUGGACAUUUUCGCUUUUCAUUGCUUCAGAACAGCUCCUUGAUUUACCAAAAAAUGCACCUUGCUGGUGAGAAAAUUAGCAGAGAAUUCCUGUCUGUUGAGGUACUGGUCAAAGACUCUGUACGAGUGGCCAACAGGCUGGCUGCUGGUUUUUUCAUGCUCUAUCUCUGUUUUGAGUCCACCUGGUAUUUGAAAAAUUAUCUCACAGAUCUCCGCUUUGACAACUUUUACAUCACCAAGAAGCUGGAGCGUUUAGCCACAGACAGAAGAGCAGCUCAUCUCCUGGUGGGCUCCUCCAAAAAGCUCAUCCGACCCACAGGCUUGAGGCUGUCCUGGGAAGAGGUGGCUCUGUGCCUCGUGCGAGCCAUGCUGGUCACCGUGGCCCUGAUGCUGAUGCUGGUGCUGGUGGCCAUGGACCACUUUGCGUUCAGUGUGGCAGACACGGCGGUGAGGAAGGCAGCUCAGUUCUCUGCAGUGCCCGUCACUCUCAACAUCAGAUACAAGGUUGAAAUAGGGCCCGUGCCCUUUCUAUUCAAAAUUUUCAGGCGUCCUUCUGAGGAAUUACUGCUCGGGGACUUCAACAAGACCUACCACCAUCAUCUGGUGUUCAGCUCUGCCCGCUGCAGGACCAGCGCCCCCACAGCUCCCAAUCGCUCGGUGCUGCUGGCUGUGGGGCUGCUGUUCCUCUUGCUGUACAGUACAGUGCUCCUGGAGACGCUGGCGCGCCGCCUGUGCCGGCAGAUCGCAGCCUCCUUCUUCCCCAGCCGCGAGCAGAGACGGGUGCUCCACCUGUACGGGAGGCUGGCCAGGAGGCACAGGAAGGAGCAAAGCCCUGGGAAAGCUGCUGCUUUUGGGUGUCAGGGGGAUGUCUGACACCACAGCGCAGGCUUCUGCCGCGGGAUCGCACGUUUGAUUUUCCAGAGUUGGAGAAGUGUUUGGAGCUUGCGGGAAAAAAUACUAAAAUUGAAAUGUCAAAUUUUGCAUU
Ficedula albicollis (Collared flycatcher) is the source of this 1564-nucleotide messenger RNA. RefSeq names its product osteoclast stimulatory transmembrane protein (gene OCSTAMP). The coding region runs from base 1 to 1452 and encodes 483 amino acids. Lineage: Eukaryota; Metazoa; Chordata; Aves; Passeriformes; Muscicapidae. The transcript has 3 exons. The record is from RefSeq and is a predicted model, not a curated record. Gene Ontology annotation, cellular component: membrane.